AUGUCUGAAGAGCAUAUUAUCAAGCCAGAGACUACCAGUCCAUCUACCAAUGCCAGUGAAUGGCCAUUGUUGUUGAAGGACUACGACAAGCUAUUGGUUAGAAGUGGUCAUUACACUCCUAUUCCAGCUGGUAGUUCACCAUUGAAAAGGGACUUGAAGUCCUACAUUAGUUCAGGUGUUAUUAACUUGGACAAGCCAUCUAACCCAUCUUCCCAUGAAGUUGUUGCAUGGAUUAAGCGUAUCUUGCGUUGUGAAAAGACAGGUCACUCUGGUACUUUGGAUCCAAAGGUUACCGGUUGUUUGAUUGUCUGUAUCGACAGAGCCACCAGAUUGGUUAAGUCCCAACAAGGUGCCGGUAAGGAGUAUGUGUGUAUCGUUAGAUUGCAUGAUGCUUUGAAAGACGAGAAGGACCUAGGUCGUUCUUUGGAGAACCUGACUGGUGCUCUUUUCCAAAGACCACCUUUGAUUUCUGCUGUUAAGAGACAGCUUCGUGUCCGUACUAUAUAUGACUCUAACUUGAUUGAGUUCGAUAACAAGAGAAACUUGGGUGUUUUCUGGGCCUCCUGUGAAGCUGGUACUUAUAUGCGUACUUUGUGUGUUCACUUGGGUAUGCUACUAGGUGUCGGUGGUCACAUGCAAGAACUGCGUAGAGUUAGAUCCGGUGCUCUAUCAGAAAACGAUAACAUGGUCACCCUACAUGAUGUUCUUGAUGCCCAAUGGGUUUUCGACAACACCAGAGAUGAAUCUUACCUAAGAAAGAUCAUUCAACCACUAGAGACUCUAUUGGUCGGCUACAAGAGAAUUGUUGUCAAGGACUCCGCUGUCAAUGCUGUUUGUUACGGUGCCAAGCUAAUGAUUCCAGGUUUGUUGCGUUACGAAGAAGGUAUUGAACUAUACGAUGAAGUUGUCUUGAUGACCACUAAGGGUGAAGCCAUUGCUGUUGCCAUUGCUCAAAUGUCUACUGUCGACUUGGCUACAUGUGACCACGGUGUUGUCGCUACUGUUAAGAGAUGUAUAAUGGAGAGAGAUCUAUAUCCAAGAAGAUGGGGUCUUGGUCCAAUUGCUCAAAAGAAGAAGCAAUUGAAGGCUGAUGGUAAGUUGGACAAAUACGGUAGAGUCAAUGAAAGCACACCAGAAGACUGGAAGAAAUCAUACGUCCCACUGGACAAGAGCGAAGCUUCUGAAAGCUCAUCUGAUGCCAAGAAGGUUGAAGAACAAGUAAAGGAAGAAGUUGAAGAGCCAAAGAAGGAAGAGAAGGAAGACGAGAAGGAAGACGAAGAACCAAAGAAGGAGAAGAAGGAAAAGAAGGAGAAGAAGGAGAAGAAAGAAAAGAAGGAGAAGAAGGAGAAGAAGGAGAAGAAAGAAAAGAAGAGAAAGGCUGAGGAUGAAGGUGAAGAGAAGAAGAAGAAGAAGUCUAAGAAAUAA
Nakaseomyces glabratus is the source of this 1425-nucleotide messenger RNA. It is a transcript of the gene CBF5, whose product is annotated as pseudouridine synthase CBF5. Gene Ontology annotation, biological process: snRNA pseudouridine synthesis; rRNA pseudouridine synthesis; mRNA pseudouridine synthesis. Gene Ontology annotation, molecular function: pseudouridine synthase activity; RNA binding. Lineage: Eukaryota; Fungi; Ascomycota; Saccharomycetes; Saccharomycetales; Saccharomycetaceae. Gene Ontology annotation, cellular component: box H/ACA snoRNP complex. The record is from RefSeq and is a predicted model, not a curated record.